CAUAGCGACGAGAUCGCGACCGUUUUUGGCCGCAGAGCCAGGAAUUGCAAUAAUCGUCGAUUACGACGAAAAACCAAAGCAGAGCUUUUGCUCUGUUAUACCUGUGUUUGUGGUCAUCCUAGUACCGUUACAUCGGCCGUGGAUUUUCGGCAUUUCGAGGAUUUUUUCUUCACCUUUGACAAUAACGAAACAUGGCUUAUUGAAGAAGAUGAAGGGCUUGCAGAAAUAUAUUGUUUCUCCAUACGGAGGAGACCGUAGCCGCAACCACUCUGGAAUUCAGCACGAACACAUUCGUGCUAGAAAUGGAAAAAAAUACGAAAUUUCCGCAAUCCUCUACAAAGGGGGCUCCUGCUGAUAGUAAAAAGACUCAAGAUGUUACAAACAAACUUUUUCCAAGAAAUUCGCGCCGUCGCGAACCAGCAGGUGCUAGCAGUUCUUCGAAAUUUGAACAAUCAAAGAAGUGCAAUGUACAAAAAACAAAAAGUUUUGAUAAGAGACCAAGACCUAAAGGACAAUAUCAUGGCAGUGCAAAGGAGAAUACCAAGGUAGUACAUACAGAAUUUGCUGAGCCUGGCUCAAUAGUGGUCCAAGGAAGUAAAAAGCAGAAUUUGAAUCAUCUGCUAAAUUUUCAUUAUGAGCCACGUGAUAUGCAAAGUGGUUCAAGUGCAUGGAGUCAUGGAAAAUCAGUGAAAGGUUUCUCUCGAAACAGUAAUAGGUGGCUUCCACCAAUACAACGGCAUAAGUACAACAAAGAGCAGUUUUUACAAGCCAGCUGUCAAUUUGUUGUAAAUGACAGUGGAAAUUAUACGUUGUAUCUAAGUGAUCCAGAUGUACUAGUUGAUUGGAAAUUGGUAGAACAAGUUAAACUCCAUAGUUCUGAAAGCUUAUCAUGCCCAAUAUGUUUAUGUUCACCAGUUGCUGGAAAAAUGACACGUUGUGGUCAUGUUUAUUGUUGGCCUUGUAUUCUUCAUUAUUUAUCACUUUCUGAUAAAUCUUGGCGUAAAUGUCCUAUUUGUUAUGAAUCUAUCCAAAAAUCUGAUUUAAAAAGUGUUAGUGAAGUCACACAAAGUACAUUAAAUUUAGGAGAUAUUGUCACUUUACGUUUGAUGCGUCGUGAAAAGGGAUCGUUGCUCGCAGUGCCUGUUGGAUCCAUACUUCAAACUCCAACAAACUUCUUCCCAGUUUCAGAAACUAUUAGCACUCAAGUCUACUCAAAACUUCUCAUUGCAAAUAGAGAUGAUGUCGUGAAUAUUAUUGAAUGUGAACGGAUUCAAUUGAAAUUCGAGCUAUCAGAUAAUCCUGAUUCUCCAGAAAAUUGUUAUAUUGAACAAGCACUUGAUGAACUCUCAAAAAGAGAAGAGGAAUUACCACAAAAGAUGAAAUCAGGAGUUAUUCCUAUGAAUGAAACUACAGCGCAAACGGGAAAUAACAACAUUGAGAAACAUUUAUCUCAAUCUGGAUCUCAAGAGUGUGAAGAAGCAAGUAUUUCAACAAAAGGGCACGUAAAAAAUCUGGAUGAAGAAGCAAAGUCUAUAGAAAAUUCUCCUAAUAGUGCUCAAUUAACUUCGAACACUCAAAAAUUCUUUUACUUUUACCAAGCGGAAGAUGGACAACAUUUAUAUUUACAUGCAAUGAAUGUAAAAAUGUUAGAAAUGCAAUACGGUAGUCUUGAAAAUUCUCCUCAUACCAUAAUGGGAAAACUUUUAGAAAAAGAAACUGGAAGUCUUACGGAAAAUCUAAGACGUAGAUUAAGAUAUUUAUGUCAUUUGCCAUUGGCUUGCCAAUUUGAAGUAGCUGAAAUUGAAUUAAAGCCGCCAAUUGUAUCAAACGAGGUUUUAUCUUCAUUUCAAGCCCAAUUAACAUUGAGGCACAAGUGUAGACAACAACGUGAACGCGAGGAAAGGAAAAGAGAAAGAAAGAUUACUGAGGAAGAAAACAAACGAAUGGGAAAAUAUCCAACACCUAUUGUACACAUUGACUCACAACAACAUUUUCCUCAAUGGCAACCAGAAUUGUUAUUUUCAGAAGAAAGCGUUCCAUCACCACCAGAAUCGACGACGGCUUCAAGUGUCGCUAGUAGUCCAUCCUUAAGCACAUUUGACGAGAUUGUUACAUCUAAACAAACUGACAACGUCACUCACGAACCGGGGCCAUCGUUUGCUGAAAUGUUGCGAAAUACCGGCACACGUAUGAAGUCACAAUCAAUAUGGCCAUCAAUUAACUCUACUCAUGGGAAACUAAAUACUAGUAUAACCGUUCAAUCAUCUUCAAGAAACACUGAAGAAGAGGAAGACUAUAUCCCAGUACCAUCACACAGUCAGAGUUUUGGCGAUGCCUUAGCAGCUGCUUUAGAGCAAACAAAAUUAGAAACAAAGAAAAAUGGAAGUGGAAAGAAGAAGAAAAAGAAAGGAAAAUCAACUGUAUUGUUUGCAACUACUAUGGCACAUCAAUCUUAAUUUCUUUCAUAAUAACGCUUGCACUCUAUGUUGUUAUUUUCAAAUUUCAUAAUUCACUUAUUUUAUUAUCAGGUGUUAUAUUUCAGGUUAUUUCGGGUAUACGUUAGAAAAUUUGUAAAAUCCUAGUACAAAUCAUAAUAUAUAUUGAUGAUGUAUUGCUAUUUAUUAAAUUUUCAUCAUUAUACUAUUGAUCAUUGAACAAUUGUUUUUGUAGCAUUUGAGUCUGUUGUGCUUGCAAAUAAAACUUAAUUUUAUGAAGAAUAA
Molecule: messenger RNA, 2720 nt
Organism: Eufriesea mexicana
Lineage: Eukaryota; Metazoa; Arthropoda; Insecta; Hymenoptera; Apidae
Product: RING finger protein 10
Exons: 12
Coding region: 303-2456 (717 amino acids)
Biological process (GO): positive regulation of transcription by RNA polymerase II
Molecular function (GO): metal ion binding; transcription cis-regulatory region binding
Source: RefSeq, a predicted model, not a curated record